ACACGCGCGACGUGCUCAGAAGUGCUUCCGCUUCGUUGCAAUCCAGCCAUGGCCUCCGGCUGGCAAGCAGUUAUCUACACCACGACAGGCGCUUCCGGUCUGACCACGUGCGCGCGCACACGUAGUACACCAUCGUCCUCCCCAGCUCAAAGAGAUCGCGCAGCCUGAAGCGGUUCGCCCGCCUUUGGCAGGCGCGCUAUAUCCCGUCAGGGCCAACACUCUUCGCUAACGUGGGACCAUGGGAAGGUCGUCGACAGAAAGUAUACUGCCCAAACACGUGAUGCCUUGUUGAAUAUCCUCGUUAUUGGAGAACAAUCGAGCGGGAAAACAUGCCUUAUGCUCAGAUUUGCGGAGUGUGCCUUCACAGAAAACCAGAGGAUGACAGCUGGCUGUGAUAUCAGUAGAAAAGUGAUACGAUUAAACGGAAGCAGGAUAAAGCUGAACGUUGUGGACACGAUGGGCCAAGAACGAUUUCACAGCAUUACCGCCAUGUUCUACCGCGGGGCAGAUGGCAUUAUUGUAACCUACGAUGUCACAAACCAGAACAGUUUCAACAACCUCGAUUACUGGCUGGAGCAGGUCAACCUUCACGCAAGAGAGGACGUCUGCAAGCUCCUGGUUGGAUGCAAGAGUGACCUCACAGCGAAGAGAGCUGUCGAAUGCAAUACAGCGCUGGCGUUCGCAAACCAGCGGGGCCUCCAGCUCAUUGAGACCAGCGCAAAGGAGGGCACCAACGUGGAGCUGGCGUUUGAGUUGAUUGCGGAAGAUAUUAUGCAGCGUUCGCCUCCGUCGGUCACAGAAACUGGCCCACGCAACGACGUGGUCAUUCUCCAUAGAACUCCGCCUGCCAACGACCGAGGCGGGUUUAACCGCUGUUGGUUGUCUUUCAAAGGUUUAUUUACACGGAGGUAGUAAAGAUACGUCACACGUACACGUGAACAUUUAAUAAAGGAACACUA
This is a messenger RNA of Dermacentor albipictus, 959 nucleotides long. The record is from RefSeq and is a predicted model, not a curated record. NCBI's taxonomy places the organism in Eukaryota, Metazoa, Arthropoda, Arachnida, Ixodida, Ixodidae.